CAUACAUGUAGUUCAAGAUCUGUAUUUAAAAUAAUGUUAAUCAUCAAAAUAUUAAUGGUCAUAUAAUGGCCCUGCAUAUUGGUCAAUAACAUUGUCUAUAACAACGCCAAUCGGUAUAUGCGAGAAAAAAAAUCAUUCAACAGUCUGAAACCGACAGAACUGAGCACCGACAUAGUGUUCACAAGACACUUUUAGGUAAAUUGGUGUUGAUGAUAUCAACAUAUAGCCUAAAAUACAGUAAAAUUAGAGUUUUACCUCAAUCAGACAAUAAAUAUAAAAAAAUUGAACACUUGAAUACGUUUUAUGAAUAAAUUUGAUGUUAUUUAAAUUAUUAUAAAAAUGACAGAAACUUUUAUUACACAAACUACAGGAACAUUACAGAAAAAGUCAUGCCCCGAUCGUCAACUACACUGCAGUAUAUACUUCUCAUGAAUUGUAUUGUAACAUAUUUCUAAAUAGACACCAACCAGCCACGAAACAAGAUAUAAGGGAUGUAUGUUUUUUUUAACCACAAGAGUGAUUCACUGAUGUUUUACGACUUCGCUUAUUCAUGCAUUUCAAACCCGCAAGUCACCUCGUCACAAGAUGUUUUUAAUUGAAACUCAGCAUGUAUCGAGAGCAAUAGACUCGUGCCUGUCAUUCACAACCAGCAUAGAUCAAACCUAUUGACUAUUACUUAGUUUGUGAAUUUGAUGUUAGCGACAGUUAGUUGGCGCUGUUGAAGCUCUUUAUGAUAAGUAAUGGCCAUUACAGAAGGGAAUUUAAGAAGAGAAAAGGCGGCACAUUGGAAGUUGGAAACGACAGAUCCUUCAUGGGAGGAGGAGAAAGUGGGUGUGAGGGGGCGUAAGGACACUGAAGAAAAGCUGCAGCACGUGUUUUGGUUUAUUUUAUUCAUUAUUCUCUCUUAUGGAUUUAUCAUAGCUUUGUCAUUUUACCGAAUUUGCGUUGUAGGCCUGUUAGAAUGAACUGAAUUAGUUUUACGUGAAUUUAAUCUAACAGAAAUAAUAUGAAAUUGAUCAUAAUGAAUCACAAUGAACGAAGAGAGUCGUAUUAUGAUUCCCGGAUUUCUCCAGCAUGGAUGGAGCAUGAAAACUCCUCGAAUCUUCUCUUAGCUCCGAAUGACACUGAGGACUCUACGUCCAGCCCAGAUCUGGAUGUCAUUACAUCUUCGCCAGAUCUCCAGUGGUUUCUGCAGUCUUCUAUACUUUCCCAAUCAGAGACCACCAUGGGCACAUUUUCCUCAUUCCUACCCACCAGCACCACCAUGUUCAACUGCCCCUGUUUGUCACAGUGCUGCAGUCCAAACCCGUCCUGUAAUGGAGCAGUGGGGGACAAUGCAGAGGGCCAUGAUGAUAAUAAGCAUGUGUCCUCGGAGGAGCUUGAGAAAAUAAGGAUCCGCAGAGAAAGGAACAGGGUAGCAGCUGCCAGAUGUCGAGAUCGUCGUCGGAUGCUUAUAGACACUUUACAGAAUGAGACUGAUCAUUUGGAGCAUGUGAAGACGCAGCUGGAGGAAGAGAUUGCCACACUUGAAAGGGAGAGAGAGAGGCUGGAGUUAGUCUUUGAGGCUCACGGGCCCAUCUGCAAGUUAAAAAACCCAAAUCCAGAAUAAAAUGGAUGCUGGUCAUGUUUAGUGCUGAAUCUGCUGGUUCAGAUCAGCUCUGUAUUAUAUAAAGCAAUAGGCAUAUAUUUGUGAAAGCAAUAUGUUCAAAUAAAUGUCAGUUAUACUUCGAGAAUUAUUAUCUUGCAUGCAUAAUUUGUUUUGUUUUUUUAUGAAUAAAGCAUAAUAAACCACAUUUUCAAAUGG
Molecule: messenger RNA, 1804 nt
Organism: Danio rerio (zebrafish)
Lineage: Eukaryota; Metazoa; Chordata; Actinopteri; Cypriniformes; Danionidae
Source: RefSeq, a predicted model, not a curated record